AUGGACUCCUCGCACGCAAAGUCUGACAUGACCGAAAUCUUACCACCAGAGCUCCUUUCCCGCAUAUUCCGCUGUUCUCGAUCGUGGUUACGAGAAGAGCACUCAUUCGAUGAGAACGAUGCCAGGGAAGAAUUCAUCGUCUUCGGAAACUCGACUUAUAUUCUCGAUCCGACGAAAUGCCCAACUUUGUUUCGAAUUCUUCUGGUAUGUCAUCGGUGGCGAGACAUCGCUUUGGCGGAGAGUCGCCUAUGGACCGACAUCAACGUCGAUGACCCCCCGUCGCCGUUGUUAUCUUUCAUGCUCGAGUACUCGGGUAUCCAGCCUCUUUCUUUCUCUAGUUGGACUCAGCUCCCUUCCCCGGCUGCUUCAGGAAGAUUAAAAACCGUCCUGAACCAUAUUUCCCGAAUCGAUUCGCUGUCUCUCGACUUUUCCGGCCACGAGCCGCCCGAAUAUUAUUCUCGCAUACUGAGUGAAUUGUUUUCUGCGAUUGUCUUUGAGCCGGGAUUGAAGACGCUGAGGAUUCGAUCGCCUGGACGUGUGGCCGAUGUAUUCAUACCUUCAUACCAAACCCUCGACAUCCCACCAUUUCCCCCGUCGCUCUCAUCCAUCACCCUCGAUCGAGUCCUACUAUCUGUCGCUAUUCCGUGUGAAGGGAUCACAUCCUUGCACAUCGAGAAAGCACCCCAACCAUGGGAUCACGAACCUUCAGCUGCAAUGUUGCAUGCCAUACAGAAUAUGCCCUGCUUGGAGUCGUUGCACAUCAAGUAUGACCGCAGUCUGUAUUAUGGUAGAUAUGUUCCUCCGGGCGAAACGAACACGAGAGUGCCACCCAUAUCGCUACCUCGACUUCGUGACUUCUGCUUCUGUGGCAGUCCGGUAUAUUAUCAGUACAUAAUCCCUUCACUGUCCAUCCCCGUGACUACUUCGAGAAACAUCGAACUGCGUGAAAAUUGCUACCACAGCGAACGGGCAGAAGAGGGAUUGGUCCCGCCGGUCGGUCAGUUAGACGGUGUUAAUGAUAGCACCGACGAACUCAAUGAUCACCAGCGAUACUUCAUCUCUGAUGUAGAGAACAUCCUGGCAUUUCGAAACUUACAGGAAGGUCGGGAGGAGACUUUCCGGGUCCAUUUCUCCUUACUUUUCGUGGAGGGCAGCUUUGUUUUGAAGGUCCUUGUCAUGCUCGCACCCAAGCGCAGACUUGGCUCUAGCACAUUUGAUGACGCAGUCAACGUGAAUGAUAAUGAUGACACUGCGCUCGUUCUCGGCAUACGAUACAAGAUGCCAUACAUGUCGAGAUACAUGUUCAACUCCUCGGAAGAGCUGCCAGUGGAGGUGCAGGACACGGUCGACAUCCACGCUACCAUCCUUAUUACAUUUAUUUCCUCCAUCUCUCGCGCGUUCCGCACCGACGCAGUCGACCAUCUUCAUCUCAGCUCGAACGACCCCAUCUUCCCCGAGCUGACAUCCUCUUUCGAGAGCGACACCGUCGCGAAGUCGAAGUGGACGCCAUCUUUUCUGAACUGGACGGAGGUUCGUUCCCUUCACGUCGAGGGUAGAAGUGCGACGGAAUGGAUCGCCCCUCACCUUUCGGAGACAAGACAAUGGGGGAAUGAGACGUCGGUCGUAGUAUUUCCGAGGCUCCAGGAGCUGCUGCUCGACAAAAUCGACCAAGCGUACUACUGCGAUCUCGACUGUUACGGCCGUCGUGAACUAUGGUCUCCCCGAUGGAACUUCGAUAUCCUCGAACUAGGCAAAAGUUGGGAGCUCGUGUUUCAGGUCCGAGCAUCGUGCGAGGGGAAGAAGCUGCAGGGCUUAGUCUUGAUUGAAGGAGUUGUGUGCGGAAGGUCGGAGUGGAACGAGUGGCAUGCCAAAUUAAGAAACGGAGAAUGGAUCGAGGAUAAUAAUAUCCGGUGGGUUCCGGACUGCAACUUCGACGAUCCCGAUGAUUGCUCAUCGCAUGGGGAUGAGGAAUGCGAGAAGAUCGAACAGUCAUGGGGUGGUGUAGACUGCUUGGAUUCAGAUUGGUAUAGGAGGAUUUGUGCUGGACUGUGUCAUGAUUUCUGUGCACGGUCAUUGGAGUAA
This is a messenger RNA of Stereum hirsutum FP-91666 SS1, 2082 nucleotides long. RefSeq lists its product as uncharacterized. The coding region runs from base 1 to 2082 and encodes 693 amino acids. The transcript has a single exon. The record is from RefSeq and is a predicted model, not a curated record. NCBI's taxonomy places the organism in Eukaryota, Fungi, Basidiomycota, Agaricomycetes, Russulales, Stereaceae.